Molecule: messenger RNA, 6478 nt
Organism: Erpetoichthys calabaricus (reedfish)
Lineage: Eukaryota; Metazoa; Chordata; Cladistia; Polypteriformes; Polypteridae
Product: sodium-driven chloride bicarbonate exchanger-like
Exons: 27
Coding region: 447-3737 (1096 amino acids)
Biological process (GO): monoatomic anion transport; regulation of intracellular pH; bicarbonate transport
Cellular component (GO): plasma membrane; basolateral plasma membrane
Molecular function (GO): monoatomic anion transmembrane transporter activity; solute:inorganic anion antiporter activity; sodium:bicarbonate symporter activity
Source: RefSeq, a predicted model, not a curated record
UUUUUUGUGCCUUGUUUUGCUCUUCUCCGUUAUAUCCUGGCCUUUCUGCUGUUCGUUAUUGUUAUGAUUUAGUCAUUUCUGUGUUAAUUGAUACAUUCCGAUAUUUUUUAUUUGUGUAGCCCACUGAAUGGAAAUAGUAAGGCAUUCGUUAAUAUCAAGCCUGUUUUACCACCGACUGCACUAGAGCACGACAUAGGCGGUGGACGGGCUAGCUGUCGUAGGAGCCGACCAGUAGAUUUGUGCGCGGAGGCGCGAGAGCCGAAGACGUUGAGUGAGAAAGAGAGAGAGAGAAUCAGCGGCGGAGAGCUUGUACGCGUGCGCGCGCCAGUCAGGAAUUUCCUUCUCCUCCUGAGACACCUGACAAGAAUACUAAGGAGAGCGCCGGUGCCGCUAUAUACUUAGGUGCAGACAGACAGAAAGUAACAGGCAACAGAGCUUUCUCAAACAUGGACAUUAAGGACCAAGGAGCGCAAAUGGAGCCGCUGCUUCCCACGGUACUUAACCCGAAUAUUGGGAGCAAGAGUGUGAGGAAUGAUGAGGAGGCUGUGGUUGACAGAGGUGGCACUCGUUCAAUUCUGAAGACGCAUUUUGAAAAAGAAGAACUGGAAGGGCACCGGACAUUAUAUAUUGGAGUUCAUGUGCCACUUGGUGGAAGAAAAAGCCACAGAAGACAUAGACAUCGUGGGCAUAAACAUCGGAAACGAGACAAAGAACGUGAUUCGAGUACUGAAGAUGGAAGAGAAUCUCCAGCCUACGAUACACCCUCCCAGAGAGUGCAGUUUAUUUUGGGAACAGAAGAUGAUGAUGAAGAACAUAUCCCACAUGACCUUUUUACUGAACUGGAUGAAAUCUGUGUACGUGAAGGAGAAGAUGCAGAGUGGAGAGAAACUGCCAGGUGGCUUAAAUUUGAAGAGGAUGUUGAAGAUGGUGGCGAGAGAUGGAGCAAACCAUACGUGGCUACACUGUCCCUUCACAGCUUGUUUGAACUGAGAAGUUGCAUCCUAAAUGGAACGGUACUGCUUGACAUGAGAGCGAAUUCUCUUGAAGAAAUUGCAGAUAUGAUCCUGGAUCAGCAGGAAGUUUCUGGUCAGUUGGAUGAAGAAGUACGGAGGAAAAUACGGGAGGCUCUUCUAAAACAGCAUCAUCAUCAGAACCAGAAGAAACUCAGCAACAGGAUCCCUAUUGUUCGAUCUUUCGCAGACAUCGGCAAAAAACAGUCAGAGCCUGGUUCUAUGGACAAAAAUGGUCAAAUGGCUCCCCAACAGCCAGUGACCCCCAACCCAGAAACUAAAGGAGAUGUUAGCCGAGAGAACAGCACUGUGGAUUUUAGUAAGGUUGACUUACAUUUCAUGAAAAAAAUUCCACCAGGAGCAGAGGCAUCCAAUAUUUUAGUUGGAGAACUGGACUUUUUAGAUCGGCCUGUGGUUGCUUUUGUCCGCUUGUCUCCUGCUGUUCUUCUUUCAGGACUGGCCGAGGUCCCAAUUCCAACAAGGUUCUUGUUCAUCCUUCUUGGACCAAUGGGGAAAGGACAGCAGUACCAUGAGAUUGGCAGGUCAAUUGCAACAUUGAUGACAGAUGAGGUGUUUCAUGAUGUUGCCUACAAAGCAAAAGACAGAAGUGAUCUGGUUGCAGGAAUUGAUGAGUUUCUCGAUCAAGUGAUGGUACUUCCACCUGGAGAGUGGGACCCUUCAAUUAGAAUAGAGCCACCAAAAAACGUCCCUUCUCAGGAGAAGCGUAAGAUGCCUGCAGUGCCAAAUGGUAUGGCAGGACAUGGCGAGACAGCAGAACCUGGGGGGCAUGGAGGCCCUGAGCUACAGCGAACUGGAAGGAUUUUUGGUGGCUUUUUCCAGGAUAUCAAAAGAAAAGCUCCACAUUAUCUAUCGGACUACACAGAUGCCAUCAGUCUGCAGUGUCUGGCGUCAUUCCUGUUUCUGUACUGUGCGUGCAUGUCACCUGUUAUCACAUUUGGCGGGCUGCUGGGAGAAGCCACUGAAGGUCGUAUAAGUGCAAUAGAGUCACUAUUUGGAGCCUCCAUGACUGGAAUUGCCUAUUCACUAUUCGCAGGACAGCCGCUCACUAUUUUAGGAAGCACAGGACCAGUGCUUGUCUUUGAAAAAAUACUGUACAAAUUCUGCAGAGACUACGGGCUGUCCUACUUGUCCCUAAGAGCUUGCAUCGGACUCUGGACAGCGUUCCUUUGCAUCCUCCUUGUUGCCACCGAUGCCAGCUCCCUGGUGUGUUACAUCACCCGUUUCACAGAAGAAGCUUUUGCAGCUCUUAUAUGUAUUAUUUUUAUUUAUGAGGCCUUAGAAAAAUUAAUUCAUCUUGGAGAAACAUACCCAUUCAACAUGAAUAUCAACCUUGAGAAACUCACGCAGUAUUCGUGUGUAUGUGUAGAGCCCCCAAAUCCAAGCAAUAAAACUUUACAGUACUGGGACAUGCAAAACAUAACGGUGUCUAAUGUAUCCUGGGGAUCUCUGGAUGUUCACGAUUGCAUUAAAAACCGUGGGGAGUUUCUUGGAAGUGCCUGCGGACCACAUGGUCCUUAUGUCCCUGAUGUCCUUUUCUGGUCUAUUGUUCUUUUCUUCUCCACAGUUACCAUGUCAUCCUUCCUGAAAGACUUCAAGACUAGCCGGUAUUUCCCCACCAAGGUCCGCUCUAUCAUUAGUGACUUUGCGGUCUUCAUCACCAUACUUACCAUGGUUUUUGUGGAUUACGCCCUGGGAGUUCAGACUCCAAAGCUUCAGGUCCCCAACGAAUUUAAGCCUACAAGGGAUGACCGGGGAUGGUUAGUUAAUCCUGUUGGCCCCAAUCCAUGGUGGACUACAUUGGUAACUGUCAUUCCAGCUUUGCUGUGUACCAUCCUCAUAUUUAUGGAUCAACAGAUUACAGCUGUCAUUAUAAACAGAAAGGAGCACAAGCUAAAGAAAGGAUGCGGGUACCACCUGGAUUUGUUCAUAGUUGGAGUGAUGCUUGGUGUCUGCUCCAUUAUGGGAUUGCCCUGGUUUGUUGCUGCCACAGUUUUGUCAAUAUCUCACGUGAACAGCCUGAAACUGGAGUCCGAAUGUUCUGCCCCAGGAGAGCAGCCCAAAUUCCUGGGAAUAAGGGAGCAAAGGUUCACAGGACUCAUGAUCUUUGUGCUGAUGGGCUCUUCUGUUUUCAUGACUUCUGUUCUUAAGUUCAUUCCCAUGCCUGUUCUGUACGGAGUGUUUCUCUACAUGGGGGCAUCAUCUCUAAAAGGCAUUCAGCUCUUUGAUCGAUUAAAACUCUUCGGAAUGCCUGCAAAGCACCAACCAGACUUUAUCUACCUGCGGCAUGUUCCUUUAAGGAAAGUCCAUUUGUUUACUGUGAUCCAGUUGUCCUGCCUGAUUCUCCUUUGGGUAAUAAAGACGUCAAGAGCAGCAAUUGUGUUUCCAAUGAUGGUUUUGGCCUUAGUGUUUAUUCGAAAACUGAUGGAUUUCAUUUUUACAAAGAGGGAACUAAGCUGGCUGGACGACUUAAUGCCAGAGAGUAAGAAGAAAAAGCUGGAAGAUGCUCAGAAAGAGGAGGAGCAAAGUAUGCUGGCGAUGGAAGAAGAAGGAAUUGUACAUUUACCUUUGGAAGGAUCCUUCAAGGAUGAUCCUUCCACUGUGAACAUUUCUGAUGAAAUGGCCAAAACCUCUGUCUGGAAGACACUUGCAAUGAAUACAGACAACUCUAAGAUCAAAGAUGUGCCAUCUAAAAGCUCCCUUACCUAACCUCUGUAGAAGCUGAUUUCCCAAAGCAUUUACACUGGAAGCGAAAGAGGAACGAUGAAGAACACUGAUGAAGAGAUGGGCGUGGACAGGGAGACGUGUCUGUGAUCUAAGCCUCUGUAGCGCUGAUGUCCACUCGCACAACCCACCCAAAAACACACAAACACACAUACACACCCAUGAGGUAAAACAAAUGUGCCACCGUGACAUGACGGGUGGGGACAUCCGACCAGCCGUGUGAGUUUUGUUGUGUCCUUUUGUAUGUAUAUUGUGUAAAGCUGUUUAUUCAAAUAUGAUUCCUGGACUACUACUUCUUUAGAGUACAAGCAGUGAGUGCUAAAACAAUUGUUCAGUUCUUGUGUAUGUAAAAUGUAAAAUGAUACCAGCAACUGAAGGGGCAUAGCUUCCCUGCUGGGGGGUGAAGGGAAAUAAUCAUUCAGGAAAGACAGUCCUCUUAUGAGAUGAUAGCAUUAGGUGUUUAAAAAUGUAAUAUUUCAAUGAUGUUUAUUUUAAACAAAAUAGUUAUGUAUUUUGUAUGGUUUAUAGUUUAACUUUUCCAAAAGAUAAUGAACUAUAGAUUGCUGUCUUUUUUUUAGAUAGUUGUGAUUUAAUCUUGAAAAAUGUAAGAAAAAUAAAAAAGACAAAAGUCUAUAAGAAAAUGCAAGGCAAAUAUCAAUCUUGUUGUAGUAAAUAUUAUAAAAAUAAAAAAAAAAACUUCUAAAGUUCUCCAAAUCAACAUACCAUUUUUAAACUUGUGCAGCUAAUAAAUACCACUGGAGAGUUCUUUUCAUGCAUUUACUCUUUAUUGGUAUUAAAAGCAUGAAUAGCUUUAUAAUGCAGGAGUGCUCGAUUUUUAAAAAAAAUAUUUUCUUGCAACAUUCUAAAAUGGUAGAAUAAAUACGCCGUACAGUAUGAUGAAGUGUCCACCAAACAAGAGUAUUCCUGCUUAGCCAGUGUCAGGAGUUUAGUAUCACCACACUCACACUCAUGUUUUGUCUCUUUACGUUUUUUUGAUCUUCUUCUAAGUUCGCUUUUUAAACUUGUUUUUCUCUUUUGUGGCUUCACACACGUUUUAGCACUAUGUGAGCACUUCCAAGUGACUUUCAUAUUUUGAAAUUCUUAUCUCUUAAUUCAUCUGAAAGAAAAAAAAAAAACUCCCAAAGAGUUCUGCUACUCUUAUUUUCUUCUAGAGACUGGCCAAAAUGUUUUUUCUUUUCCAUUUUUGGCUAAAGCUAACAACACAUUGAGAGCUUCAUUAGAAUGUCUGCCAAAAACAAAAAAAAAAAAAACAUGCUAAAUCUUGUGAAAGUUCUUUUGAUUAAAGUAGAAGUCAAAAUGAAGACCCCCCCCCCCCCUUUACAGUUUACUCCUACUGUAUACUUCAUGUUUAAGUCAGGUUAAAUAUCGCACAGCUGCUGCUCUCCAUUUUCACUAUGAAAAAUAAUCAUUCUCCCCCACACAACUCUUAAUAUGCAGCCAUCCAAGUGACUGUCUUAACUUGAAUCGCCUGUUCCUUAAACUACAUUGCAAAGAAAUCUCCACAAGAAUUUUGGCACUUUUAGUUUCUUACAGAGACCAUCCAAAAUCUAUUUUAUACUUUUUGGCCAAAAGUGAGAAUUUGCAGCAAGCUUUUUUAGUUUCACUGCCAAAAAUGAAAAUGUGCCAAACCUUUUAAUAGCACUUGUAGACAACACCUAAGCUGAAAAUAAAACCCCAUUUACUAUUUAAGCCUCCAGUCCAAGUUUGAAUAGCAGGGUAUAAAACUACAGUAUUUAUUUCUAUUAGUAUUGUACAUUGGGAUGACGCCUUGGGAUGACAAGGCGACUUAGGCCUAAGUGGGUUACAAAAUGACUGACUGAGUGAUUUACAAGACUGGUAUGUGUUAGAAUUCUUAUCUAUAUUUUUUAACAAUUGGUGCACACAUAGGUUGUUGUGAUUGGGACUUGAGGAGACACACACCAGACUUACAAUAGAUAACAUAAUUCCCAUCACCCAUGAAAUGAAUGGAUCAGUUCUAAAUCGACUAAAUGAAUACCAAUCCUAAAUAAAAAAUGAAAGUAAUACAACAAAAUUAACAAUAAUAACUAUAGUAAUCACAAUUGAACUGCAAUUAAUAAACACAACAUAAAUAGAAAAAAAUUAAACACAACAAGGAUAAACUUAUUAGAGUGGAAAAUGAAUAUAAUAAUUAAAUCCAAUCAUGAGACACUUUUAUAGGAGACAUUUGUUAGUUAGUCAGAGAGAAAGAGAUACAGUGCAUUGAGGUUAUGUUAAAAUGUUUGCCGAUAUAUUAGUACAUAGUCAAUGGGAGCUUCUAUUAUAACCCACACAAGCUAAAUUAUAAAUGGUGUCCCUUUUAACUACAGACUAGUUCAGUUUACAAUCGGCCUUGCAGUUGGUAAGGCAUGAAGGGGAAACAGUUUCAAACCCUACGCACUAGGGUGUUGUACCGUGUUAGCCAUUAUGGAUGUAGUGAGAAGUCAAGCAUCAGUUGAUUAUAUCUUGCCUGAAGAAGGGGCCUGAGUUGCCUCGAAAGCUUGCAUAUUAUAAUCUUUUUUGUUAGGCAAUAAAUGGUGUCAUUUUGCUUGACUUCUCACUAAACCCUACGCACAGAACGUAUUGAAUGUACUAAGUGAAGCCUACGUAAAUUUGGCAUUGAGAAAUAAUACAACCUUUAAAUAUCAAAAGUGAAGUUUAACACAAGAAAUCUAAGAUUUUAAUGAAGCCGAAAAGAAACCUUUUUC